AUGUCUUCUGAAUCCACGUUAGCCGAAGUAGUUGAGAAGCAGGGUAAGAAGAUACUAGAGCAGGGUAAAGAGAUACUAGAAUUGAAAGAGCAGUUGGUGGCACUGCAGGAACUUCAGGAAUCGGUUUAUGGAAGAAUCAACUAUUUGCAAAAGGCCUUCAAGCUUGGGCUUAUUAAGGAAGGAACUACAGUGAAAUAUAAUACAGUGGUCGUUAAAGUGACCGUAAAAGGAGAACGUGCGUUCCUGUACUACAACAAUAAAUUUUUUGAUUCCUUUUAUAAGUUCCUUUCUUCUGUUCAUGGGCCUGGACAGUACAAGAAGCUUAUCAUUGACGGAGUUUCAUACAAGACUUUCCUCGAAUGUCUGAAAGCCAGUAAUGAUAAAGAAUCAAACAUGUCAUUGGAAACCUCAUCACCUGAUAACUCAACGGGUAACGUCAUUGACCCUCUUCUUACUGAGAUCACCACCUACUUUGUUGAACGUGGCUUCCAAUCAAGUCUCGUUAGCUCCUUUCUGAAGAGGAGGUCUCGUCUUGAAUUCAUGACCAACGAGGAAAUUAUGUUUGACUUUCUUGAAGAACGUGAGCAAAUGGAUCCGAUAAUUUUUAUUGGCAUUGAAGGAAGUGAGGGUGUGGAGUCAGGUAAAGAUAAGGAAUUGCUUGUGAAGUGGGGUCUUACGGAGGAAUCCGCAAGAAAUCUCCGUCAUAUUGUGCGCAAUGAUACCAUUUGGUCUCAACAAGUUUUAAAACAUUGGUUACUCAAAUGGAUUCAUAACUUAUGGAAUUCUUUGAGUUUUGACAAUAUUUUCAACAAUGAAGAAAAAUUUCCACGCAACCAGUGGAACAGUUAUGAAAGAAAAGGUGGCCCACAAAUGUUUGCCUCGUCCUAUGAAUAUAUCAUCAAUAUCGGAAAGGAUACCUUAUUGAUAAACAAUACAAAAGUUGCAAAUCAGGCGAACACUAACUAUCAGGCUUUUUUCCACGCAACGGACUACCAAAGCGCCCAAUCUAUCAGUAAGAACGGAAUCAAUCCCUACCUAGGCAGACCUUGCCUCGACUUUGGGCGAUCUCCAAGCUUUUACCUGAACCCAUCGCUUGAAAACGCAAUUGAUUUCAUUAGGAAUCGUGUGGGAUUUUAUGCAAUUAUUAUAUAUUGGGUCGAUACAGAAAGAGUAAAAAGCAUGGCGUAUCGAGAUUUAGUUCCAAACGAAGAAUUGUGGAAGGAGGUGGUGGUCGCAUCGAGGUGUAGGCAGCGUUCGGUCAUAGAAAGUGACAAAUUUGUUUAUGGAUAUCAGAUGUCAAACCCAAGGCAAAUUCUCCUUGCCUGGCAGGCAUAUGGUGGAGAGGAUGUUGAGAAUUCAUGGCGAAAUCACAUUCAAGAGGCCAGAUGGUUUAAUCCAGUUCGCCAUCUUCAACUUGCCGUUAAGACUGAAGAUGCGGCGGAACUUAUAAACAGCUAUCGUGUUGGGAUCAUUUAUUUCCAUACAAAAGAUGAAUAA
This is a messenger RNA of Funneliformis geosporum, 1497 nucleotides long. Lineage: Eukaryota; Fungi; Glomeromycota; Glomeromycetes; Glomerales; Glomeraceae. The record is from the annotation of a GenBank genome assembly.